CAUUACAGGCUACAGACACGCCUUCCCCCUGACACAGGCCCCCCGAGGCACUGUGGCAUCCACCCUCUGCGCAGCUGGUUACUCCCAGCUCCGCGCUGAUCGGCUGCGAGGGACGAGCUCGCACCGCAGCCCCCUGCGACCACUCGCCUGCCGGAGCUCCCCCGGGAGCUCCCCCGGCCGCCGCGCCCGCCGCCGGGCCCGAGCAGCGGGUGUCCGUGCGCCGCUCCCACACCGGCGCCAGCAGCGAGGGGCCGAGCCUGCGGCUGCCGGAGCCUGCCCCGCCCCCCCGGCGCUUUAAAAGCGCGGCCUGCGCCAGGCCCCGCGCCCGCCGGGCGACGAGUCGUGAAAAGCUCAAGAGGCAACCUUCAAGAUCUGACGGGGAAAGAGCACAAAACUGCAAUUUUGCAUCAAAGUCCAUGAUAACCGAUUGAGAAACAGUUGCAUCACUUGCCUUCUGAUAGUCUUUUGCAAUAAAACCGCUUCGUAGUGCGUGCCAUCUUCUGCUAAAUCCACACAAGUAAAGAGUGCUGAAGAAACUGAAACUGAACCUGUGCAGCCGUAUUCUUCGAGAAAGGCGGAAGACAGUUUGAGCCAUGGCAAGCCAGGACUUGCUGGCGAAAAAGAGAGAAUGUCUUCAGGCCUACAGCUGGUGGAGAACGCCACAGAAGAAACGGAAGAAAAAGAACAAAAUAAAACCAGGAAGAAUAGAGUUUGUCCCUAGUAGUACUGCAGCCAGACCGGAUUAUUCAAUAUUUGUUGGGGAGCUUACUCCGGAAGUGGAUGAUUUCCAGCUCUAUGACUAUUUCCUAAAGAGGUACCCCUCAUGUAUUGACUGCAAAAUAGCAACAGACCUGCUGGGAUAUUCCAGAGGGUAUGCCUUUGUCAGAUUUGGUGAGCAAGGUGAUCAGAUGAGGGCACUGCAAGACUGCCAGAAUGCACCAGGUCUGGGGGGAAAACGAAUCCGGCUGAGCAUAGGAAUUUCUAAAAGACUGAAAGCAGAAUUCCAGCGGUACCAGUCGUACAACUACAAUGAUUAUUACCAAGAUUAUCAGAACUACUACUCGCAGUGGAAUUAUGAUCCUUAUGCUGACUACAACUACAGCUCUUAUACUCCCUAUGACAGCAUGCAAACUGUUGGAGACUGCUCUUUAGGAGAUACUCUUAUGGCUCCAGCUGUUUUUGAGGAAACUUCAGCUAUGACUGAAAUCAAUGAUGACCUAAUAACUGAAGAUCCGCAGCUUUACUUGGAUGUUGAUGAAAUGAACAGACAAUUUAUGGAGACAAGUGAAGAACUCUAUGAUUCCCUUAUGAAUUGUCACUGGCAACCUCUGGAUACGGUCACUUCUGACAUCCCCUCUGCUAUUUAAGUGUCUUAUAUAGCAUGACCGUAAUGACCAAGGUGCUAAAAUUACAUUUCUUCUACAUUACUCUAGAUCAUAAGUUUUAAAGCACAAUGAUAGGUUGGGUUUUUUUGCUAUGCUUUUGACAGUUUCUGUAAUCUUUUUUUCUUUUUUUUUUUGUUCAUCACUCUACACAAAGCAUCUUGAAAUCAUGUAAAUAUUCUAGAAAUGUAAAGAGUUCAAAGGGGUCUAAAGAUAGACUUGCCUGUGUAAAUAAAAUUUUGUUUCUGCAAACCUGCCAGCAAGGGAUUUUACUUACAUAUGUGAAGCACAUUCUCUUCUGGCUUGUGGAAGUUAGCUGGAGGCAGUAGGGGUAUUCCACCUGCCAUUGGUAUGGGCACCAGGACUAGCAAAAACUAGUUCUCACAUGCUUCCAAGUUACCUAGGCAACCUCUUACAAGCUCUUAACACGCUUGGUUAGAUGGCAUGUGUAUAUGGGAGAUGCUCCCAGAGUUUGCCAUGGGAAUGCUUGGGCCACUCCUGCAGCCCGCUGGCACUCACUGUACUACUGUUGAUCUGUUAGGUCAGUUAAAAUUGCUUUAUCAAUACAUGAUUUUAAACAUACAGAAGGGCGAACUUUCAGCUGCCAUAGCUGCAAACAUUCCAAAGACUAAAGAUGAUCCCUACUGACAAUUUUAUUCCUGCCCUUCUUACUGUUAAUCUUCUCAACUGACACUUCACAGCAAAGAAACUGGUGUAACAUAAUACAUGUUCUUAAACCUAAAAGUCCUCUGAGAAGAUAAUUUUCUUUUUUAAAGGAAGAAAAGUAAUCUAUGGAGAAGAAAACUAUGCUAGUAAAACUUGUCAGCUAAGUUGCUGAACACCUCUAAUUUUUUUCAGUUUUCAUGCUCAGGUGUUUGAUAGUGAUGAGGUUAUGAAACCUUAGUAGUAUGAGAGGUUUCAGUAUUUGAGUCAAAGGAGACUAGGGGAGGUAGCAAUGAGGAAAGUUCUGCUUUAAGUUAGCACCUUCUGAGUGGCUUCUUCUAAACUCUUCUCAUCUGGAAGGGUGUAAAGUAUUUUCCAGUCAUAGAGACUUCUUAAGCCCAUGUAUUUGUAAAAGUAUUUACUACUUAAUGUACAUGAUAACAUAAGUUGGGCUGGAAACAGAAGAAUACUCUUCCAAGAAAAAAGGUGUCAGAAAUUAUCAGAGCUAAUAGCUGUGGAAGCUACUAGAGCUAGUUAAGACAUUUGCCAUGUGUGUUUUUGGGGUGACCUAAACCAUAAUUGCUGUGAUGGCAGAUGAAGUUUUCUGGCUUUCUUUAAUGACUUAAUCACAUUAAAAUGGUGUUCAUAACCUAUGUGCUGUUCUUAAAUUUGAAAUGUUGUAUUUCAGAGUGAUGUGACUUGGUGUUGGCAGAUCAUUUCUAGCUGCUGACUGGAUUCUCUUUACAGCUUAAUUUUCACCUAGGAAUAUUUCCAAAGUUCCUCCCAUGAAAUGCAGAUGUUCUAAAACAGAAGAGGCUUUUGGACUACUCUAGGAAGUUCAUUCUUCCUGGAUUUUGUGCAGACAUACAUGUAGGAAGAGACAGAAAGCAAAAAACCUCACCUAGGCAGGAGCAGUAGCAUCACAGUUUUAGGAACUGCUUCCCUGCUUUGGGGGAGAGAGCUAGUUGCAAGGUGACUGCAACUACUUGGAAUUUAGAUUUCUUCGAUGAAUGUUUCCCUUGUGUGAAGUGGUGAGGCUUUGGAGGGUGAGGGUAGGGAGACAAUGAGAAUGUGACAGGAAGUGGAGUAAAUAAAGCAAAGAGAAUCUGGGUAGGAAAAGGUGUACUUGUGUGCCUAUAUAGAAUUGUUUCAGAGGACUGUAGUAGGAGGAAACUCAAGAUAGUAGGUGUAGGCCUCUUGAAUUUGGAUGUGGGAGUGUUAAAAGAUUCAAAACCAUACAGGAUUUGAUGCCACUUCUGUUGUGGUGCGUAGCUGUGUUGCUUGAGCUGGAUAGCACAAACAGGUCUGUUAAGCAAGGGACUUUGUACCUAUCAAGCACCAUCACCACGAGCAGCAUGACAGCUUCCAGGUCUGUGCCUGGCUUAUAUCAUGCUUUGAGUAGCUUGCAUAGCAUCGCCUAAUACUGUUCUGAAGGUGCAGCAAGUCAUUUGUUGAAAGCAUUUCUUGUGCUACCAGUUAAAAAGGAGAUGCUAAAGAUGUGCAUUGUCUCAGCAGAAAUCCUGUGGAGCAUCUAUGCUAAUUUCUGGUAUUUGGGAGGUUGACGGUGUAAUGAGGAGCCCAUGUAGCUAUGGGAUUUCACUUAGUCUGACACUGUAUCACCACAGUAUGUAAACCUCAAAAAAAGUCACAGUCUGUAGCCACCCCAUUUAUGCAGAUUUUACCUGUUAACAAGGUCUCUGCACUAGAGACUGUGUCAGACAUGCAUGUGCCUUCUGUAAGUACCCAUAUAGUGAAAAUUCUGUGAAGGUAAUGCAGUGAAAGAGGUGCUUUGGGCUGUUAGUUCUCCAGACCUGAGAAAUGUUGGGGCUCUAUUUUCUUCCAGUCAACAUCUGAGAAAAAUGAGGCAAGGAAGAGUCUGUUGAGAGGCAGCCCAUGUGAUACUGUCCUAAAAUAGUUCUCUGACCUCUUUUUCUGUCUCCUGAGCCUUGCUAGCUUAUUUCUCCUUCCAGUUAGGAGUGCAUAUGUGGGAUCAAGAUCGUGUGUGCAGCACAUACUCUUUACAGUAAAGGCACUACAGAAUUUCUUGCCUGUAUUAUUGGUGUGUUGUUACCCAUGAAUCCCAAAUACAGGAAACAGCGAGUGCAUCACAACUGUGAGAAUGUUGCUGAGACUUUCUACUGAGUAAACUUACAGCAGUCCACAACUGCCCAUCUGCAUUAGCUAGCUUAAGAAAGACUUGAACACAUCAUGCUGGUGCCUGCCACCAGUUCUGCAAAGAUCCAAUUGCAAUGGGAGCAUUUAAAAACAAAACGGAAGUCUUAGAAGCAACUUUUUUCAACACCAGUCCAUUUCACUUCUAGUUGAGUUUUGUCUCUCUUUCACCCAGCUGAAAUGUGUGGUUGGUGGUUUGUGGGGUUUUUUUAAGCUUGAUGAGGGUUCCCCCUCCCCCCAAGUAUAUCUAGUACUGGUUUUAUAAACUCUUCAUUGCACCUAGCUGUGAUAGUGCCUUUACUCAAACCCUGCUCAUUUCUUUGAGUUGUGUUUUUGUUUUCUAUCACUUCUCUGCACAAGGAGGUUUUAGUAGGAUGGUUUGAGGGGUUACUAAUCCUGCAGUCAGUGAGCAGGGAGAAGGAAACAGGCCCAAAAGGGUGAGAAGUACUUAGAAAGGGUACAAUAAGGAUAAAUGGUACUUAAGCCGUGAAUGUUUCUUUUUGCAGGGAUGCUCUUGGACCAACAGCUUCUUUCUAGCGCUACCUCAAAGUAACUUGCAGAUAUAACUCACAGGGAAGAUUGAUCAAAUGGUGAUGAUCCCUAUCAUUCUGCUGGAGAUUAUAUAUAUUUGCCUUUUGUUUUGUCUCACUUCUAAUAACAUUUAUUUAAGUUCAGUGACUCAUGUCAAUAGACAUUGUUGUCUACAUCGACAGGUAUUUCUGAGUCAUGAGUGUCAUUAAAGGCAUGUCACUGUAUGGAAAUUGUUCUAAAUAAGUAAAAUAAGCAAAUAAAGCAGCACUUGAAUUUACA
Molecule: messenger RNA, 5027 nt
Organism: Strigops habroptila (Kakapo)
Lineage: Eukaryota; Metazoa; Chordata; Aves; Psittaciformes; Psittacidae
Product: tRNA selenocysteine 1-associated protein 1-like
Exons: 9
Coding region: 594-1367 (257 amino acids)
Molecular function (GO): RNA binding
Source: RefSeq, a predicted model, not a curated record